Messenger RNA from Paramecium pentaurelia, 1576 nucleotides. Lineage: Eukaryota; Ciliophora; Oligohymenophorea; Peniculida; Parameciidae. The record is from the annotation of a GenBank genome assembly.
AUGAAAUUAAUCGCUCUAUCUCUACUAUAUUAAUUGACAUUCAAUUUAGGAACCCCUUAGUUUGAAACUGGAUUGAAAAUCAUAAUGAUGUAUGGAAGUGGACACAUCUUAGAAACUCAAUCAACCAUUCCAAGAUAAAUAAUUGUAGAUGUGCAAUUCUCUAAUGUUUUUGAAAGUAUUCCUUGUGUCUUUAUUCAAACUUCACAUAUUGAUUGGAUUGCAGGAGAAUAGAAUGGAUUUAUUGAAAAAGUUAGUUUUAUAACAACAACAGGUAAUUUUACAUUUUCAUUACUUUUUAGGAUUCAAAAUGCAAGCUAUGGCAUUAACACCAUAAGCUCUUUAUUCAUUAUAAUUUUAUUGGUUUUCAAUUUCUGAUUCUCGGUUAUAAGUAAUCACUUACGAUACAUGGGAUGUUAAAAACCUAAAAAUAGGUUCUGGAGAAAGAACAGUAUCAUUCACGAUUGAACAUAACUUAAAGGAUGCUACUUAAGGAAUUAUAUCAUUGCUUGGAGUAAAACAUAUUCAUUCUAAUCCAAUCGUUGAGCUUAAAGUAAACUUUUCAUAAUUUUUAACAUUAGGUUGAUCUAAUAACUUCGUAGACUAUUACAGUUUCAGCAAGAACAUAUUAGCUAUCAUAAAUUGAAUUUGUUAGCUUUAAUGUUCUUCUUGGUACCGCUUAAUCAUUAUGGGCAUCUUCUAUGUAGUCAUUAAUAAAUGCUCCAAAUCAUCCAUUUGUUUCAAGAGAGUCAGGUCCAAUUGAACUUAUAAUGUCAAUUGAUCUUCCAUAAGGUUUAGAAAAUUAUUAAUUAAUUCCUAUUGCGACAUUAAGAGGCUAUAAUUUAGACAGCAGUAUCAAUUUCAGAUUGACUUUUAAAAAUGUUUAAUUGACAACAAACCUUGAAUUUACACUAAGAACAUGUAUAAAUUCAUUGUAAUUUAGGGGUGAAUUCUAUAGUUUAUGAAGUUUAUUAUCAGGGAGCAGUUUAUCUAUAUAAUUCAAAUUUCAAAAUUUUUGAUCUAAAUUGUGCGGAGUUAUUUUCAGAAUGCAAUUUCCAAGGUAAUUCCAUUGUUAUUUGUGAAAAAAUAUCUGAUUUACUAGUAAAAGGAUGGUCUAAUCCAAUAAGAUCAAUAACAGUUCCAGCAUAAAGAAAAUUAUUACUCUAUUAUAAAGCAAAUUAUGAAGGAGAUAAAAGAGAGUAAACUGAAAACUAAUAAUGCAUAGAACCUGAAAUUAUUUUAUCAGCAAAGUUCUUACCUUAAGCUUUUAUUAUCAAAAUUCUCUUUUUCAAUAUUAUUGAUACUAAUAAUUGUUAAUAUGUUAAGUUUUUCAGCGAAUGUAACUAUUAAGGGACAAUAUUUUAAAUAUCUUAAGGAGAAUAAUUAAGUUUAUCUAACAAGAUUCCUUUUGAAAUAAAGUCAAUUAAUAUUUGUCCUAAUGUUAUCGUAACAUUAAAAGCACCAAAUUACUUUGGAGGAGCAAUUAAAUAAUUUACUUCUUCACAAUCUUGUAUUAAUAGCUAUAAAGUAUAUAUUAUGUUUUAAUUAAUAGUUUCCUAAAUAUGUAGAAUUAAAAUGA